Messenger RNA from Danaus chrysippus (African queen), 564 nucleotides. NCBI's taxonomy places the organism in Eukaryota, Metazoa, Arthropoda, Insecta, Lepidoptera, Nymphalidae. The record is from the annotation of a GenBank genome assembly.
AUGGCUGAAUACCGCGCAGGGAAAGCCGGCAUCAACGCCGAGGCUCAAGAGAGGAUAAAUAGUAAAUACAACAACGACAUAGCCCAUGAGACGUUAGAAUGGAUCAAGAAAAUCACUGGAGAACCGGAGAAUACUUCCGGUGAUGCGGAGAAUCUUUACGAGGUCCUCAAAGACGGUACCUUACUCUGUAAUCUAGUUAACAAAUUCCAAGAAGGCGCCGUCAAGAAGAUUAAUAAAUCCAACAUGGCUUUCAAAUGUAUGGAGAAUAUCAACGCUUUUCUUGAAGCUGUUGUCAAGCUGGGAGUUCCAUCGCAGGAGACCUUCCAGACGAUCGAUUUAUGGGAGAAGCAGAACCUUUACUCUGUAGUCGUUUGCCUGCAAUCUUUAGGCAGGAAAGCUGGAAAUUUCGGUCUACCUUCAAUGGGACCUAAGGAAGCAGAGAAGAAUAUAAGGGAAUUCAGUGAAGAACAAUUAAGAGCUGGUCAGAAUGUAGUCUCCUUGCAGUACGGAACCAACAAAGGGCAACAGUCUGGCAUCUCCUUCGGUAACAGGCGUCAGAUGUGA